Messenger RNA from Lolium perenne, 1121 nucleotides. RefSeq names its product probable glutathione S-transferase GSTF1. Gene Ontology annotation, biological process: glutathione metabolic process. Gene Ontology annotation, cellular component: cytoplasm. Gene Ontology annotation, molecular function: glutathione binding; glutathione transferase activity. The record is from RefSeq and is a predicted model, not a curated record. Lineage: Eukaryota; Viridiplantae; Streptophyta; Magnoliopsida; Poales; Poaceae.
GUGGUAGUGAAGACAGAAAGAAAAGGAAAGAGGGAGCGACUCGCUCGCUCGUCCCGUACGCACGAGCAGAGGCAAGAGGCGCGCCCCGGCGAAAGGAGCAAGGCAGGAAACUCAGUAACAGUAACUGAAUUUGCUGAGGUGAAUAGCAGAGCUCAUCUCUCUCUUCCGCCCCCGCGUGCUCUCUCAUCCAUUACCAGAGCAUGGCGCCAGUGAAGGUCUUCGGCUCGGCGGCGUUCACCAACGUAGCUCGGGUGCUGGUGUGCCUGGAGGAGGUGGGCGUCGACUACGAGAUCGUCGACAUCGACUUCCACGUCAAGGAGCACAAAAGCCCUGAACACCUCGCCAGAAACCCAUUUGGACAGGUUCCGGCGUUCCAGGACGGAGACCUGAUGCUGUUCCAGUCCAGAGCAAUAUCACGGUACGUUCUGAGCAAGUACAGGACUGACGAGGUCAACUUGCUGAGGGAAGGCAGCCCGGAGGAGUCCGCGCUCGUCGACGUCUGGCUGGACGUGGAGGCCCUCCAGUACGACCCCGCCAUGAGCUCGGUCUUCUUCCAGCAUCGCGUCGUGCCGGCGCUGGGCGGGAUGCCGGACGAAGGCAUCAUCGGCGAGAGCGUCGAGAAGCUGACGAAGGUGCUGGACGUGUACGAGGCCCGGCUGACGAAGCACAGGUACCUGGCGGGGGAUUUCCUGAGCCUGGCGGACCUCAGCCAUUUCCCCGAGACGUACUACUUCAUGGAGAUGCCAUACGCGGCGGUGUUCGACUCGUAUCCUCGUGUCAGGGAGUGGCUGGAAGAUCUGUUCGCCAGACCGGCCAUCAAAAAGGUCGUCUCGCUCAUGGCCAAGGACUUCAGUGGAUGACGUGAGAGUCUCUUCAUGGAUGGCGCAUGAUUUCCCUCUUACUAGUAGGAUCUGAGAAGAAGUAUCUUGUUUGAAGAUUGUACACUUGCCUUUGUCAAGUGAGAAAAGUCGAAUUAUAUCAUUGUCAUGUAUAUAUGCUUGGAUAUUGCAAGUGAUUUGCAGUAUGUGCAGGGUAUUGAAUCUUGCACCAUUUAGGAUCAAAGUCUUUCAUAUGUAAGUUGGUAGUGCUUGUUGUAAAAAAGACGAGUUUAACUUGACGUA